Molecule: messenger RNA, 3600 nt
Organism: Dendronephthya gigantea
Lineage: Eukaryota; Metazoa; Cnidaria; Anthozoa; Malacalcyonacea; Nephtheidae
Product: Golgi apparatus protein 1-like
Exons: 29
Coding region: 32-3382 (1116 amino acids)
Cellular component (GO): Golgi membrane
Source: RefSeq, a predicted model, not a curated record
GGAACUUGAAAAUAAUAAGUUUAUAUUCAGCAUGGCGUCGAAUUGUUGUGCGAGGAGUUAUUUGCUGGCGAUUUUUGUCCUGUUAUCCCAAAUUAUGCUAAGUAAAUGUGGUCCUGUACCCAAUGGAACCAAUCCUAGAAAUGCUGAAGGACAGUUGAACGCAGCUCAGGCCACUCCAACAAAGCCACGUGUGCUUCAUAAAAUAAAGGAUAAAGAAGGAAUAACUUAUAAAUUAAAAAAUGAUGAACGGUGUAAAGAAGAUAUUGAAGAUCUCUGUGCAAAAGAAUCGCAAGCUGGAGGGAAUUAUGACCUGCUCUUGUGUUUGCAAAAUCAAAUUAAGGACGAUGAGUUAUCCGACGAAUGUCAUCAGGCAAUAUGGGAGUACAAGAGCAAGCUUAUUGAAAACCCUGUCUUUGAAACACCUGCAAUUGAAAUUUGUAAAGAUGAUUGGCAACAAAUUGAUGAAUGCAAAGUACUACAGCCAAAGCAUGGAGAACUAGUUCCGUGUUUAGUUGAAAACAAAAAUGCCAUCAAGAAUGCAAGAUGUAAACAUGUUAUCAAUAAACUGGCUCAAAUACUUUUCAGUGACUACAGAUUGUUGAAGAAUUUCUAUAAGGAUUGCGCAGCUGAUGUGAAAAAGUUUAAAUGUGGUAGACAGGAUGCGGAGGAAGAGGGCGAUCUACAUACGCAAGGUUCAACACUUGAAUGUCUUGAAGACAACGAGGGCAACCUGACAGAUUCAUGUCGUCAUAAAGUCCUCCGCGUGGCUGAACUUCAGAGCAAGGACUACCACAUGAACAGGGCACUUUACUUUGCUUGUAGAAAUGAUAGAGAGCGCUUCUGUGCCAAUGUUGAAGCAGGCAAUGGCAGAGUCUAUGCUUGUUUAAUGAAAAAGAAAUUCCAUGCUGAGAUGUCAAAUGAGUGUCGACAAAAGUUAGCAACAAAGCAAAAAGUUGAAUCAAAGGACUACAAGGCAAAUUUUCCACUGCUUCAAAGUUGCGAGAAAGAGAUUCAGCGCCAUAGUUGUCAACCGAAGGGUGGUUCACCCGCAGCCCUAGCGCAUGUCCUGCUUUGCUUGGAGGACGCGAUUAAUAACGGUGCAACGGUCAGCGGAUCAUGUCAACAGCACAUGAAGGAACUUCAAGAAGAGUUGAUGGAAGAUUACUCCAUCAACCCAGCCAUUGUUGCCAAGUGCGACACAGAGAUCAGAACAUACUGUGGUAAAGUUGAAAAAGGAGGAAAAACCCUGGAUUGUUUGAUGGAAAAGGCCAUGGAAAAGGAAGGGAAGGACAAUAAAAUAGAGUUUAGCGACAAAUGUUACGAUGCGAUCAGCAAUCUGUUGAAGGAAACUGGUGCGGGAGGGGACUUCAAAGUGGAUGCAACACUACGUACCCAAUGCCAGUCAGCGGCGAAUAAGCUGUGUCGCGAUGUGAAAAAUGAUAUGGGCGUGUUAUCCUGUCUCAUGGAGAAUAUCGAGCACAAGGAUUUGGGAGGAUCAUGUCGAGAGAGUCUUCUUCAUUUGCAGUUUUUCCUUGCCAGAGAUUUUCAAUUGGAUGAAUCAUUAUAUCGUGCCUGCAAAGAUGAUGCGAAAAAUCUUUGUGAAAAUGAAGAAAUCGGUCACCCAGAUAAAGACACCGCCCCACAAGGGAUGACCUUGGCUUGUCUCUAUCGUCAUAUUCUACCAAACAUGAACCCAGACCCGAGUAAAAAGGUCAGCAAGCAGUGCGUGGCUGAAGUGAUGAGAACAAUGCACCAGAGGGCAACUGAUGUGAGAUUGAUGCCCCACAUACAACAUAGUUGUAUCUCUGAUCUUAGUAAAUAUUGUGGUGAAAAAAUAGAAGCGGGAGAGGAAAUCAAAUGUUUGCAAGAUAAUUAUGAUCAGCUGCAAUCAAAAUGUCAGAAGAGUAUAGGGGAGUUCACAGAAGAAGAAAGCGAGGACAUCGAUCUUGACAAAGUUAUGGUGAAGCAUUGCUCUGAGAUGGUUAAGGAAUUUUGCUCGGACUUACUCAAAAAGAACGACGUUGACGGGAUACUACCGUGUCUGUACAACAAUAAAUACGACCAUCGAAUGGACAAAAAGUGCCGCGCUGAACUCGACCAUCGGGAACUGAUCGAGCUGAAAGAUUAUCAAUUUUCCUCGAAAUUCAAAAAGGCGUGUAGAAAAGACGUGCAAACUCACUGUAUUAAUUCAAAAAGCAAACCUGAUGUUAUCGCGUGUUUAAGCGGCGAGGUUCGCAAAGCUGUUAUCGGUGAUGCAGAUCACAAGAUUUCCCAAGAAUGUAGGGAGCAAUUAACUAUUGAGAAACUUCGUCAGGCUGAAGACAUCCAAUUCGACCCGAAACUCUACGGUGCUUGUGCAGAAGAUGUGAAAAAGCACUGCGCUCACGUGCACAAAGAUGGCCCGGCUGCAGUUUUAGAGUGUUUGAAACAAGCAGAGGGCGACUUAUCUGAUGGAUGUUCCAGAAAAAUUUUCGAGCGAGAGAAAGAGGAAGUGGCCAAUGCAAAUCUUGAUGUUCGCCUUUUCAAAAUCUGUAAAAGAAUGAUCAAGAAAUAUUGCGAAAAUGUUAAUCCAAACAAAGUCCUCAACUGUCUGAAGAAACACAAACGUGAAAUGGCCGCAGAGGACGAGCAAGAAUGCCGCGAUCUUGUGUUUACUCGACAGAAGAACGCUUUGAAAGAUAUUGCACUUAUGCCUGGUCUGGAAAAGGCGUGUCGUCGUGACAUCAGCAAGUUCUGUGAGCACGUGACCAAUAAUGAUCAAGUGAUUCCAUGCUUGAAGAAAAAUAUCGAGGAUUUAUCUGGAGAUUGUGAAGAAUUUGUUGUGGAUUUGGAGAAAGAAGCGGCAUUAGACUAUCGCUUGAAUCCAAUUCUCGCUAAAGCCUGUGGCCAGGAGAUCGACAAGUAUUGCCAUGAGAUUGAUCCUGGUCAUGGUGAAGUUAUGGAAUGCUUAAAAGAACAUUACAAAAAGAUCGAAAACGAAAAAUGUCGAGCUGAAAUAAAGGAGGCGCUUAUUGAGGAACGAACUGACAUCAUGGCCGACCCAGUUCUCCACGAGGCUUGUGCAAGCUCGGUCUCAAAACACUGCGAUAGUGUGAAUCAUGGCAGAGGGCGAAUUCUACAAUGUCUGAUGCAUGCGUUGGAGAGUGGUAAGAAACUAAGCAAGGAAUGUCGUGGUGUUUUGAAAUCAAGAAAAGAAAUGUGGACAGGCUUUGGGGUCGCACAUCCCGAGUCUCUGACAGAUCUUGCCUCGGUCUUAAGUAACUCACCGCGCAAAAAUUACUUCUUCAUCGUCUUCUCGUGUGCGCUCGCAAUCAUUUUCAUCGGUGGUUUAAUUUCUGGACGUUUGACGAAACGUAUCACGCGCGAGGCGAAAAACCGCUGAGAUAUUUGUACACUGUUCGCGGACAACGAAAACGACAUACGCUCAAGGUUAUCAAAAAACAAUAUUACUUGACGUAUUUACCAUGUAGCUUAGAGAUAGGACGAACUAGGAAAUAUUGUUACAGAAACGUUGCUUUCUAAUCAUAUUUCUCAAACGCGGGUAAACAAGCUAGGAAUCUGUGUUUCUUAAUCUGUGUCUUUUUAAACAAGCUAGGAAUC